Molecule: messenger RNA, 1030 nt
Organism: Trichogramma pretiosum
Lineage: Eukaryota; Metazoa; Arthropoda; Insecta; Hymenoptera; Trichogrammatidae
Gene: EMC4
Product: ER membrane protein complex subunit 4
Exons: 3
Coding region: 117-833 (238 amino acids)
Biological process (GO): protein folding in endoplasmic reticulum
Cellular component (GO): EMC complex
Source: RefSeq, a predicted model, not a curated record
UAUGCGCGAUCUUAAUAGUAUACUAUUUGUGGUUGUUUUUUUCUUGUAACUGUAUACCUAAAAUUAUUUGAUAAAUUCAUGAACUCGCAAGUCCAAAGUCUAAUUUAGAUGUUUAGAUGGUGUAUUACACGCCUUAUCAUCAUAGAUUAAAUUGUAGUCCGCAGUACACCUUAACGUCAGCCAAUCGUAAACGAACAUUUAGGUUAAAAUACUACGUCAGUACUGACAAAUGUCGAUUACUGUUGACUAAUAGAUUUUUGUUUAUCGUCUGUUCAAUUAUUAUUUGCAAAUAUAAAAUUAUGGCAACUUUUAGUAGUCGAGCGAAUUCGAAGAAGAUGAAGUGGACGCUGGAUUUGGCACACAAAAGUAAACAAGAAAAAAAUGUAGAAAUAGCAUCUCCUCCUGGCUACACUCAUGUUGGAGCAUUUGUUCAUAACACUGAUCAUUCCAAAGAUACAAAUCCAAAUCAUAUUAUUAUUAAGAGAUCAUGGGAUUUGGCAUUAGGACCAUUGAAGCAAGUUCCCAUGAAUCUGUUUAUUAUGUACAUGGCAGGAAAUUCCAUUUCGAUUUUCCCUAUUAUGAUGGUGGGCAUGUUGAUAAUAAAGCCAGUUAAUGCUCUGUUUACACUUCAACAAAGUUUCAAAGCAAUUGAAGGAACAAACACCUUUGGACAAAAGUUUGUUUUCUUUAUGGGUCAAGUUGUUAAUAUAUUAUUAGCUUUGUAUAAAUGUCAAUCAAUGGGUCUUCUGCCAACCCAUGCAUCAGACUGGUUAGCAUUUGUUGAACCUCAAUCUAGAGUUGAACAUUCUGGAGGAGGCUUUUCUUACACCUAAAUGUCAUGCAAAAAUAUAAUAGACAAUUUAUGAUUAAUUAAGAGUAAAAUAAUUUCUGUGUCUGUAUUUAACAAAUUUUUAUUUCACAUAUCACCUACUUCAGAAAAUUUUAAUCUCACUUGAUACAUAUUGUAAAGUUAACAGUUAUAAUUAUUUAAGGAAGUAGUAAAUUUACAAUCUUAUAACUAUAUUCAAAA